GAUGUUGACAAGAUGGCGGACAUGAGAAAGAAUGAAUUGUGAAAUAUAAUUUGUGCGCAAUUUUUGAAUUAGUAAAAGGUCAAAUUAAAUGAAUUUAUAUUCCGUUGACAACCAUCAAUGUAUGUCAAUUGUUUUAUUUGUGUCGACUGCACGAUAUGAACGGAGGAAGCACUAAAAUAGUUUUAGAAUCGGACCCAACUUUCAAUUUUGCCAACAUGGCUAGAUCACCAUUUUACAGAACAUGCAGAAUUCUUUGUCACCUGCUUUCAAUGAUUAUUGUCAGGUUUUGGAAACUCUGCACCUCUGCCUGCCUAAUCCUGUUGUUGUUGUAUUGGUUCUAUGGUGGCGCACUGACAUUCCUGUUCUUGAUGAUUUCAAUAUAUGGUUUAUUUUACUAUGCACAAGACAUGUUCCUGUAUUAUCCGGACCAACCACCAAACUCGAGAAUCUUUGUUGAACAGCCAGACAAGUUUAAACUGCCAUAUGAAAAUGUGUUUGUGAAAACGAGAGACGGAGUGUCGCUAAAUAUGUAUUUAGUGAAAAAUCAGAAUAUGUUUGCUUUUCCAACAGUAAUGAUGUUACACGGAAAUGCAGGGAAUAUAGGACACAGGUUAAUGAUGACAUACUACCUGUAUAAGAUAGCACAUUGCAACGUGUUAAUGGUAGAAUAUAGAGGGUAUGGAAAAAGUGGUGGAAAGCCUUCAGAAUCAGGUAUAUAUCAGGAUGCCGAGGCAGCAUUUGAAUGGCUUCUGAAGAGAACAGAUAUUGACUCGAAGAAAAUAUUUAUUCUAGGCAGUUCACUAGGUGGAGCUGUCUCUAUAAAAUUAUCCUCCGAUCCACAAUAUGCAGGACAUAUAGCUGGGUUGAUGUUAGAAAACACUUUUACCAGUCUACCAGAUGUAGCAAAAAAUUUAUUCAGCAUAAAAGCUUUAGAUUUUCUGCCAACUUUCUGUUAUAAAAAUCAGUUUCCAUCAGAAUAUAGAAUAGGGAAAAUCUUAAUACCAACCUUAUUUCUCUCUGGUCAAAAUGACGAACUUAUACCUCCAAGAAUGAUGCAAGCUUUAUAUAAUCUUUCUGGUAGCAAACUAAAGCGUCUAGUGCCUUUUGAAGGUGGAACACACAACGACACUUGUUUGUGUCCAGGGUUUUUUGAAGCUAUUGCUCAAUUUAUGUAUGAGGUAUUGAACAGUUCCAGUGCUAAUAAGGAAACAAGCAAAGUAAAUAUAGAAACAGACUCGAGUAUUCUUUGAACCUUUUAUAUAGUAUACUGUUGCCAUUGAAGUAAAAAGUCUCUUAAGUUAGUUUAUUGAAGUCAAAGUGCAAGGAACUAUAUUCCUGUGGAAGUUUGGACUGUGAAGUCAUUAUUAACUGGGGACAUUGUUUUUUGAGGAUUUUGAGGUCUAAAGAUCUGCAAUAUCCUAUCCCAAUGAACAAAUUAAUUUACUGUAUAUUUUUUAUCCGUAUGAUAUAUAAACACAAAGUCAUGUCCCUAUUAAAUAAAGGACCGGAACCAAGGAACUUUACGCUGAAGGAUUGAGUUCACAGUAACCCGUGAUACAGUCAGUACUAAAUAUAGUGUUGGGUUUUAUGUGCUGAAGGGCUUGACCCAUGGAGCAGGUUUUGAAAAAUUGAGACUGCCUAGCCAGUGGUCUACCUAAGUUAAGCAUCUGGGUACACAUACACUCUGACUGAAGGUAGUUUUGUUAGACAUUCGGUGUCUAUGAUGAUUUUUACCUGAGCUUCAGUGAUGGUCAUAAUUAUAUCCAACACAUUUCUACGAGAAAGGUUCUAGUUAAACACUGAAAGAAGAAAAUAUGGAUCUAAAUGAAGUGAAAAUGUUGACAAAAACUUAAUGAGUUGCAGAAACAUGUAUAUUGUUACUGAAUGUGGUACAAAAUGAAGUGAUUAAGCAGGUAGAUGUACAUCACAGUAGUGACAUCUAAUAAAUGUCCACAGUCAA
Messenger RNA from Mercenaria mercenaria, 1960 nucleotides. Its product is annotated as protein ABHD13-like. The record is from RefSeq and is a predicted model, not a curated record. The transcript is spliced from 7 exons. Lineage: Eukaryota; Metazoa; Mollusca; Bivalvia; Venerida; Veneridae. Gene Ontology annotation, molecular function: palmitoyl-(protein) hydrolase activity. Gene Ontology annotation, cellular component: membrane. Bases 156 to 1250 code for a protein of 364 amino acids.